Molecule: messenger RNA, 5667 nt
Organism: Stegostoma tigrinum
Lineage: Eukaryota; Metazoa; Chordata; Chondrichthyes; Orectolobiformes; Stegostomatidae
Gene: ccdc117
Product: coiled-coil domain containing 117
Exons: 7
Coding region: 803-1774 (323 amino acids)
Source: RefSeq, a predicted model, not a curated record
GAACGUACGUGUGUGUGUGGCAAUUGAAUUGGGAUGGGCCUUUACAUGUAAAUAUGAAGACACGACAAAGCCCGAUGUGAACUUUAACUCUUCCUCCUGCUGUUGAUUUUAAACCUUCGCAUUCUGGCCUGUCCCCGAACGGAACAACAGGGAAGCGAGGCUUAACAGCCGGGAAGAAAGAAUUUCCGUUAAAGCGCUUAGGGCCAAAGAAAACUCAACAAAACACUGAAAUAGAUCGGAAGGCUAGGUUUUACAACAAUUGCGGACAGUUUUUGUUGCAAUACUUGAUUCCUGAGCGAAGAUCAUGGCUGUAUGACGUUCUCCACUAAUUCACAAGUUAGUCUACAACUAACACAGCAAUCCGAAAUUGGACUGAAGUGGAAUGGAAACUACAUCACAGCCCUGAUCCCUGAUUAUCCAGAAAUAAUUGUCAACGGGACAGAUUCCAACUCGCGAGGCAACCAGCAAGCAACGCAACCGUUCACUGAACACCCUAAAGUUAAAAAAUAUAUAAACUACCCACCAGUAGUCGUGCGUGCGAAAUGGUGAACUCCGGUCUCUUCGGGUCAAGUCGGUAUCAUGUGAGUUCUCAGCUGACUCCAGUCGACGUGCCUCAGCAAUUCGGGCUGGUCACAGAGUUGCUUCUCUGCAGUAAACCUAGAAAGUGGAAUCCCACCUCACAAUAUCAGGGGCCAACAGAUUCUGGGUACUAAAUAUCUUCAGUCAAAGCCUAGUACACUCGGGAUCCAUGUCAAGAUGGGACUGACUUUUUAAAGAACUGAGCUCCGUUGCAUUGUCUGCUAUGGUGAUGGCACACAGCCUCUGUUACAGCUCAUUGACACCUUCUGGCAGGCAGCUGUUUCAGUCCCCCGCACUGGAAGUAUAUGGGAGGAAUGCACCAUGUGCUGCAGCACAUAUCCAGAAUCCAUUAUGCUGGCAAACAGACUGUUUUGUACCGGCACACACUUCCACUACACAUCUGGAAGGAAAAGGGUGUAAGCAAGGAGAUGGAAUAAAUGAAAGUAUGGACACCACUGUGGAAUCUCCAGAAAACAAUCCAGUGUUAAAUGCAGUGAGAACAACUACAGCAAACGCUGAAUUGAAGAAUCCUCCUUUGAGGAAUGAGUUUUUUUUCAGGAGAAAGCACAAGCGGGAGCAGGAGGAAGAUGAUGCUCCUGCUAGGAAAAAACGUCUAACGGAGAAGAUGCUUGACUGUCUGGUGACUUCAGUGAAUGUGUCAUGCAGCUCUUGGCCUUCCACUUUCAAUCCCCAGGAAAGUGGGAUAUCUGAUGUUGCAUCCCCUUCUUGGCAGAUUGGACCCAGCUCGCAGGAAUUUAGGGUUAUCGAGAAUGAAGCAGCCUACGUGGAUAUGAAACCUGAUCCAAACGAAGAAGGCUUACAAAAGCUGAAGGAGAUUGAAAACCGGCUUGUUGAGGGAGAUGAUCCAGAAGGUGAAGGAAUUGAGGUUUCAGACAUGCCAGUGUUAGUUUUGUCUGAUUCUCUACGAGAAGAGCUGAGGCCUGGCCUGGAAGAAAUUUUGCCUCGUAGAAUAAUGGAAUCCCUGAAUCGCCCAUGUAUGGAGCUUGUUUUGUGGAGACCCCCAUGUGAGCCACUUUCAGAUAAACUAGCAGCUUUAACGGAGCAAAGAAACUCCAAACAUAGGCAGCCACAGUGCAACCCUGAUGUGUACAACAAGAGCCCAAAAUUGGAUUCAUCCUUAAUGUGCGGAGAUAUGAAUCUAGCCAACACAUCUGAAGAGGACAUGGAGCUUUAGAAACAACUUGCAGGACAGAUGUGUGGGGUAGAAGCAUUCUGACUUGCAAAGACUCUCCAUGGGAAGGUGUGGACUAUUUUCCGUUCAAGUUUUAAAAACUUUUUAAAAUGACAUUUUGGAAGUUUUGAUGCCCCCACUGUUCUUGCAUAAACCAAAUUCUGAACAUUGCAGUUUUGUACAGUUUCUGUGUAAUGACUGCGUAUGGGGUAGCCUUUCUAUUUUUGUAAGCCUGUUCCUAUUGCAGUCGAUUGGUCUAAGCUGUGAAGUAACUAAUCACAGUCCAAUAUCAUUUCUUUUUAACAACUGAUGUUCUUGGGGCAGUGUGCUCUAAUUUGUAAUGCACCCAAGAUGCUAAUUGUUUUUGUUUCUAUUUAGAUAGAUGGUAAGGUAGGAAAUUGGGAAAAGCUUUCCAAGAGUUGUGCAUGAGAUUUGUAGCAUGUAUGGAUAUACAUGGAAGGUAUUUUGGACUGUUCUUAAAUGUUGAAUGUAAAAGUUCUGAGUGACCUGCCACUCACUAGUCAUUAACCCAUGGUAAAUGAUAGGUUUUCCUAUGCUGUCUCUGACAAAUGGAGUAAAAAUGCUACAGAGAAUCUUUAAUUGGAGUAAAUGCAAAAGAAUAUAAUUUUUGUAAUUCAGUCUCAUUUGUGCAAUCACAUCUUGGUAAACCUGUUACUUUUGAACCUAUUUCUUACAGAAGCUGUGGGAAACCUGCAUAUCGCUUACUGCUUGAAGAGUAUCCUCAUUUUUAUCCCAGCAAAUGAAAAUGGUAGCCUAAUUUAAUUGACUAGAACUUGCUUGUUAACAUUUUUUUUGUUUAGAAAGUUUAGCAUUCUUAGACACUGGUAUUUACAGACCUAUUGGUGACGGGUUGCUACGAACAUACAUCUUUCCUUGUAAAGCUGAGUUUACUGGUCUUACAAACCAAUACAUGGAUUUUUUUUUUGUUUUGUAUUGUGUUUCUAGGAAAAGGCGGGGGCAGAGGGCUGUUUGCAGCUUUUAAGCUUGUUUUGUCAUUCAGUUGAUCAUGGCUGAUUCUGUUCUCACCUUCAUUCACAUGUUCAAAUCUGUUUCACCUUUUAUGGUUCAAAGCAAAUGCUUGUCUCUUUCGGAAACAAUCUUUACAGCAUUGAAAUUAACCUAGGAUUUGGUUGCCUCUUUGAAUGUAGAACAGUACUUCAACACACUGAUACUUGUAGAGUCGAGACUGCGGACCAUGGAGAAAGGAGAUUGUUGAGCAGGUUAAUAAAAUGGCUGCCAACUGAAAUUUAGGUGUUUAGUUUAAAAGGUGUAAAGCUGGCAAUCACCUACUCUAAUAGCAGUUUGGGGAGAUAUUAACACAAAUAUUGGGCCUUUACAGCUUCUAACUAUUUCCUAAUUUAACUUCAGUGUAACCAUGUAGAACCCUGUGUACAACCAACUAUUAAAACGGUUGAAGUGCCAAGAUGUUAACAAAUAUCAGAAUCUUAAAAUAACAUUCGAAGCAAUGACCAAAACACGGUACAUCAAAUGCAGUCGACCAAGUUUGUCAUAAAUUUUAGCAUAACCUCUUUGCUUUUCAUUUUUUCUCCUAGAUUUGAGCUGUUAUGCUUUUUCUGAGAUCUUGCAAAUCUGGCUGUCAAUUUCACUGAUUUCAGUAUUUCUGCAAAGAUCCUUUUACACUACUGUUUUAAUCCCAAUUUUCAAAUAGUAUGACCUCUUUUCCAAAAUGUAAGCUGUUACAUUUUGAAAUGAAUUUGCUAAUUAAAUAUUAUUCUGCAGUGUUUUUAUUGUUUUGAAAUGACUUAUUUUCAGAAAUGACUAUCUCUUUGAACAUCACCAAGAUAUGAUUAACUUAACAGGUUUAGAAUUUUGAUUCCAAAGAUUAAAUUGUUAAUUUUAAAUAAGUAAUUCCAGCGCUGAUCCUUGUGGGAUUCCACUUCUUUUGAUAAUCUGCAACUCUGAGGAGCAGUCUUUUACUGCUGCACCCUUCUUACUGUCUUGAACCUAAAUAACCAACCACUUUUCUAGUGCAUCUUGAUUCCUUGUGAUCUGUAUUGAUUUAGUCUGUUAUGUGGCACUUCAAAAAAGGCCAUUUGAAAAACUGGAUAUAUUAACAUUGUGUACCCUGUCAUGUUUUCAAGUAAUUUAAUGAGGUUGGGGAAUUUUCUUUCUUGCUUCUGGAAUAUAAUUUAUAAUGUCAGCUGUCCAGUCCUCUGAUUAAAAAGAUACCUUUAUUUAAUGUGCAAUAAGUGUAUUGACUGUCUCAUCAGUUUUAUAACAUAGUUAUAAUCGAUCCAGAUUUGAUUUUAUCAUCUUUUGACUGGUUAGUUCAUUUCCUGUUACUUAAAAUGCAGUUAUAUUGUUUCUGUGCUUUUCUUGAUGUCAUGACGCCAGAUCUGCCCCCUUCUGAAUGUUGACAUUCCUCUCAAAGUAUUAUCAUUACCUUCUGAAUUUAUCUUGUCCAUCCUCCAGUGAACCUAUUCCCAUCCUAAUGUUUCUUUUUCAUUUAUAUGUGCAUAAACAUUUUACUGUGCUGCUUUAAUUUAGUAGCUUUUCUUUGCUUUCCCAAUUUGUUCAUUUAAUUCCUCUAAGGGAAAAUAUGAAGAUAUUAUGUUAUCUCCUGCUUUACUACAAGAAUUAACCUGAUUAAAAUAACAACUCCUUACAGAAUAUCUUGGAUAUAACUUCACCUUUUGAGUGACCAAGAAAUUAAAUAGGAUAGGUAAACUUUUUAGUAUAUAUGAAGCAUGAUGGCUAUCAAAGACUUAUUUAUUUUGAUACUAAAUUGAUAGUGCCCAGCUGCACAAGUUGAGGUGCAUUUAUUUGUAGCUUUGUAAUUGGAUGUUAUUGGUAGUUUUUUAGAAAUGAGAAAUGCAGCAUUUUUGGAAACUUUUUAUAUACCUUGAAAGUGAUUUGCUCUUUCAUUUAAGUGGAAAAUCUGGGAGAAGCAGUUUUGAACAGGAAAAAUCGUUUAUUUGCCAUGAAAUGGCUCAUCUAAUUGGUAAAAAGCAGCAUUCUUAUGUAGCUGACUUCAAGUUUAACAUGAUAGCGAAAUACCUAUAACAAACGAUCUUCAGAAAUUACUACGUUCUCCAUGAUCACUGCAGAAUUUUUGAAGCAGACUUCUUUCCAAUGUCUGUAUUUGUAAAUGUCUGCUAAUAUUCAUACCUCUUGAUUCUCCAGGUUUAUGAACGGGUGACUGGAUUUCCACAUAGCUAACUCUUCUUGUGUGUUUUCUAAAUUUAAUCUUAAGAUUUGUCACUAAAUUACCAAUAUGCCAAAGGUGCCAAUUAGUUUAAUUUUAAAUAAUUUUUAAAUAAUUGAAAUUUGGCAUUUAGUGAAGCUGAUACUUUAUGGGUCAAUAUUUGCGAAAGGAUGAACUAUAUACCGAGGCUUUGUUGAAAUGCUGCGAUUAGGCAGCGCCCAAUUAUCUUAGUGCAUCAUUGUGUAUAGUGUUUUGAUUCUAUUUAUUCUGUGCUGUAUGCUGGGUUUCUUUAGAGUUCAGAACCGUAAUGUACAGAGACUUUACCUUCAUGGUUACUCUUUGCCUGAUUUUUUAAUACUGAAUAAACUGCCUAUAAUUGCUCUCCAAUUUAAUUGUACACUAGUGUCAGUAUCUCUGCCUGGGCCAGAAGACAAUGUAACUAAGUUGUUCCUUCUUGAUAUUUAGUGAUUGCUAUUACAAAGACUGACAUUAAUACAAGCUCUAUCAGAGUGAGGUGUGUAUGAUUAAUAUAAAAACUACCCAUAUAAAGACAUCAGAAUUGCAGAAUUAACUCAUUGGGUACAGUGCAUCCAGCCUGAAACUGCCAGAUUCCUGUUUUGGCUUAACUACCCAGUCUUCAGCCAGUCUUGGAACAAAACGCAACACAACCUGUUUCACUAAAUUUGCAUCUACCUUGGAAAUUCCAUUU